AUGGAAAGGUCAAUUCAUAAUGAUUUAAGAGGUGAAUUGAGAAAGCUUACAGAGAAUUUAGAUGAGCAUGCUACAUCCUGUUUCUUUGUAUAUAGAGAAAAAGAGCAUCCAGAAUUCAAAGAGGAAGUGCGAACUCGGAAGCCAGAAUGUGUGGAUAAGAAGUAUAAAAAACCAAUGUUUGGACCACAGGAUACAAUUGGAGAACCGGAUUUUAUAGUGGUUGACGACAAUUAUGCCAUUCGAAUACAAAACCCGAUGGCAGUGUUGUGA
Molecule: messenger RNA, 270 nt
Organism: Funneliformis mosseae
Lineage: Eukaryota; Fungi; Glomeromycota; Glomeromycetes; Glomerales; Glomeraceae
Source: the annotation of a GenBank genome assembly